AUGUACGCCGGACGGCAGUUGGCAUAUGCUCCGACUCCGUAUAGUUAUACCCCUAACUCAACCCUCUCGGCCACCAUCAACGUUGAUGAAGAGCUCAAACUUGCCAACAACACUGCCGAACGCGACCUUUACGAGUCGCUGGCUGAGAUCUACAGCAUUAUUGUUACUCUAGAGGCACUGGAAAGAGCUUUUCUGAAGGACUCUAUCUCCGAGACAGAUUACACCGACACAUGCAGCCGUUUGCUGAAGCAGUACAAGUCCAACUUGGCUGAUGAUUCGGUUGCCAGAGCCUUUGGAAGCCUCGACUCUUUCAAGCUGGAAUGGAACCUCGAGGUGACUCGUGCUACUGAUCGUCUGAAGAUUGGUCUGCCUGCUACUGUAGAGGCUCCCUCACGUGCCCCUGGUGCUCCUUCAAGUGGUGGAGCCGGUGCCAAUGCCACUCAUAUCGUGUCAGCUUCCGAGAACUUCAUCACUCUGUUUGAUGCCAUCAAGAUGAAUAUGCUCUCCAAAGAUACUCUUCAUCCUAUCCUCGUUGAAGUCAUCCAAGCCGUCAACAAAGUCACCGAUCAGGAUUUCGAGAACAAGGCCAAGAUAGUACAGUGGCUUAUCAAACUCAACAGCAUGCGCGCUGCUCAAGAACUCACAGAUGAAGAAGCUCGCGAUUUCCAGUUCGACAUGAAUCUGGCAUAUGACGGUUUCAAAGCGACCCUCGAGUAA
This is a messenger RNA of Aureobasidium melanogenum CBS 110374, 717 nucleotides long. Its product is annotated as ESCRT-1 complex, Vps28 subunit. NCBI's taxonomy places the organism in Eukaryota, Fungi, Ascomycota, Dothideomycetes, Dothideales, Saccotheciaceae. Bases 1 to 717 code for a protein of 238 amino acids. The record is from RefSeq and is a predicted model, not a curated record. Gene Ontology annotation, molecular function: protein-containing complex binding. Gene Ontology annotation, biological process: protein transport to vacuole involved in ubiquitin-dependent protein catabolic process via the multivesicular body sorting pathway. The transcript has a single exon. Gene Ontology annotation, cellular component: ESCRT I complex.